AUGUCGCUUAUACCAAUCAUCGUGAAGCAUGCGGGCAAACGCCACGAAGUCGAGCUCGAUCCCGAAGCCAACGGCGAAACGUUGAAAUAUCAGCUAUUCUCUCUGACUGGCGUUGAACCUGACCGGCAAAAGGUGUUGGUGAAAGGUGGCCAGCUCAAGGAUGAUACUCCCUUGUCCUCCCUCAAGGCCAAGCCAGGGCAGACAUUCAUGAUGAUGGGCACGCCAUCCGGAGCUCAAGGUGCCGCCGAUCUCGGUCGACCUAAAGAAGUCGUAAAGUUUUUGGAGGAUAUGACGGAGGCCGAAGUCGCACAGCAAGAGGGAGCGACUCCUGCUGGUCUACAAAACCUGGGAAACACCUGCUAUCUGAACUCUACUCUACAAACCCUUCGAAGUGUCCCGGAGCUGCAGGAAGAGCUUCAGCGGUAUCAAUCAAGUGGCAUUUCUGGCCGGCCCGGUCUUGCGGACCCUAGCAUCUUUGGUCUGAGUGGCUUGGGUGGCUCAAAUGAUGUGACUGGUUCUCUUCGGGAUCUGUUCAAGCAGAUAGGGCAUCCCCCUUUUAAGUUUCUCAAUGCCCUCCGAACCGCCUUCCCCCAGUUCGCUCAACAGGAUCGCAAUGGACAGGGCUACGCACAGCAGGAUGCCGAAGAAGCAUGGUCGCAGAUUGUGAACCAGCUGCGCAACAAGCUGACUAUCACUGACGGAAACGGAGAUUCUACAUCAAGUGUCUCUUUUGUCGACAAGUAUAUGGCCGGCAAAUUCGACUCCGUUACCGAAUGCGACGACCCCGCUGCUAAGGAAGUCGGCGAGGAACCUACCAAGUCCUCGGAUGUUUUCUUCAAGUUGGAUUGCCACAUUGGAAAGGAAACCAACCACCUUCAAGAUGGUAUCCUGGCAGGCUUGGAAGAGCAGAUCGAGAAGCAGUCCCCAACACUCGACCGCAACGCUCUGUAUACGAAGCGAUCGCGCAUCUCUCGCUUGCCGAGAUACCUCGCUGUGCAUUUUGUGCGUUUCUUCUGGAAGCGCGAGACUCAGAAGAAGGCCAAGAUCAUGCGUAAGGUGACAUUCCCAGCCGAGCUUGAUAUUGUGGAAUUCUGUACCGAGGAGCUUAGGGAGCAACUGGUGCCUGUCCGCGACAAGGUUCGGGAGAUCCGCAAGGACGAAUUGGACGUCGAGCGGUCUCGUAAGCGCCAGAAGCUGAAUAAUAAGCGGGAGGGUGAUCAGAAGGAGGAAGAGACUGGGCCCCAAGUUAUCAAAGAGCCUGUGCAGAAGAAGAAGGAGGCUGCGGAGACCAAGGGCAAGGCGAACGACAAGGACGGUGAUACCGCCAUGGAAGAGACCUUCAAGACCGACGCCGAGUAUGAGGCCGAAAAGAUGGAAGAGAUCAAGGCUGCCAAGAAAGAGCUCUAUGACUUGAUCAAUCAGCACUCCUCUGCAGACAGCGGAAACAACCAGUCUGGUCUGUAUGAGCUUCGUGGUGUGAUCACCCACCAGGGUGCCAGUGCCGAUAGUGGUCACUACACCGCGUACGUGAAAAAGCAGCCACGCAAAUCGAAUGGCUCCCAGCCCGGCGACAAGCGCCGUGAGGAUGAGGAGGCCGACGGCAAGUGGUGGUGGUUCAACGAUGACAAGGUGACCGAGGUGGAGGCUGAGAAGAUCGAGACUCUCUCCGGCGGUGGCGAGUCCCACUCGGCUCUCAUUCUUCUCUAUCGGGCUAUUGAACUUCCCACGUUGGAGCAGUGA
Molecule: messenger RNA, 1740 nt
Organism: Penicillium cataractarum
Lineage: Eukaryota; Fungi; Ascomycota; Eurotiomycetes; Eurotiales; Aspergillaceae
Product: ubiquitin-specific protease UBP6
Exons: 4
Coding region: 1-1740 (579 amino acids)
Biological process (GO): proteasome-mediated ubiquitin-dependent protein catabolic process; regulation of proteasomal protein catabolic process; protein deubiquitination
Molecular function (GO): cysteine-type deubiquitinase activity; proteasome binding; protein binding
Source: RefSeq, a predicted model, not a curated record